Owenia fusiformis is the source of this 1453-nucleotide messenger RNA. Lineage: Eukaryota; Metazoa; Annelida; Polychaeta; Sabellida; Oweniidae. The record is from the annotation of a GenBank genome assembly.
GAACUAGGCCCACAUAGGGUAUGUAUGGCAUGUAUACUUUGUAUUUGUACUAUAAAAUACUAAUACGAUACAAAAUAAACGGACGCAUGUAACUUGUCAAUUUUUAACAUACUGCAUAGCUUUUCACAGGAAUCAUUAUAGACUACCAAUUAAGCUUAAGAUAUUACAAUGGGAGGGAAGGUGUCAUAUGAAAAGGUGACUCUACCUUCCGAUUAUGUUGCCAUUGUAACUGGAGCUUCAGCUGGAAUUGGAUACGAAACUGCGAAAAAUCUUGCAAUUAUGGGAGCCAAGGUUGUCCUGGCCUGUAGAAACCAAGGAAAAACCAUCCAAGCGAUUGAGAAAAUGCGCCAAGAGAUCGAACAAGUGCGUCAAGAAAAUACGACAGGGUUACAACUGCCCGAGGAGCUUCAGUUACAUUAUAUGCACCUAGACCUUGCCUCGCUUGAGUCUACCAAGAAAUUUAUAGAAGAGUUUAAAGCCACUGGAUGGCCACUACAUUUGUUAGUUUGUAACGCUGGUAUGGCUUGGGAUAAACAAGUAAUGACAGAAGAUAACCACGAGACAAUGUUUCAGGUGAACUACCUAAGCCAUUACCUAAUCGUAGAACACCUAUUACCCAUAAUGCAAUCAUCAGGGGAAGACUGUCGCAUAUUACUGGUGUCAAGUGGUAUCUACAAAAUGUGCAAAUUUAAGAAGGAUGACAUUGAAGGAACAAAGAAGGCCAAGACGAGCGGCGUUUUACUUAAACUAUAUAGUAACUCUAAGUGCUACCAGGUGAUGCAUAUGACAAAGCUGUACAGUCAACUGCAACAGAGAAAUAUUCAGAAUAUCGGUGUAUUCUCAAUCCAUCCGGGAAGUGUGCUAACUGAGUUCUCGCGAGAUCUUUCACCUUCAAUGCAGAGUUGUAUUAGAUUCACGUAUAAACUCGGUUUCACUAAAAAUCCUGUUAAGGGAGCGUUCACAUCGUUGAACUGUGCAGUAAAGCCCGACCUUAAGGGAAAAUCUGGUUACUAUGAAAACUGCAAACAAGUGACAGUCAGUGGUGACGCAAGAGACGAGGAGAAUCAUGAAAUAUUGGAUGUUUAUACUAGGGAAUGUUUGAAAGACUACCUCACAUAACAAAGGGAUAACAUCGUUAAAAGACCAAUUAGUGACUAUUCAAAACUGAUUCAUUUUACAAACAGAACAUAUAUGGAGACAAACGUUUUGACAUAAUACCCUAUGAACAUCAUUAGUUAACUAUAUGGAAUAAUAUUUAAACAGGACUGGUGCCAAAUUCUGUUUCGCAACUGGGGAACCCAAAAUUUCCCAUGCCAAAUGUUAAAUGAGAAUGAAAUUAUUUAGAAAAUAAAAAUAUGAAUAAAAGAGAUAACAUGAUUGGUGCUUUUCCACCUGGGAUAUAUAUUAUUUAUCAAUUUCAAGAAUAAAGCAUGAAGUGUUCAAGAAAAUAAGA